This is a messenger RNA of Morus notabilis, 1462 nucleotides long. RefSeq names its product probable protein phosphatase 2C 60. The transcript has 11 exons. Gene Ontology annotation, biological process: protein dephosphorylation. NCBI's taxonomy places the organism in Eukaryota, Viridiplantae, Streptophyta, Magnoliopsida, Rosales, Moraceae. The record is from RefSeq and is a predicted model, not a curated record. Gene Ontology annotation, molecular function: protein serine/threonine phosphatase activity; cation binding. Bases 102 to 1136 code for a protein of 344 amino acids.
UCAUCCUUCUUCCUCUUCGUCGUCAUCAUCAAUUUAGAACUUUGGUUCGCUUUAUCUGGAAAUACACUCUACGGAAAUCCAGCCACUGAAUCUUAUAAGAAAUGGGAAUAUAUCUGAGCUCUCCGAGAACUGAAAAGGCCUCAGAAGAUGGUGAGAAUGAAAGACUUCGAUAUGGCUUGUCUUCUAUGCAAGGAUGGCGAGCCUCCAUGGAAGAUGCUCAUGCUGCGUAUCCAGAUUUGGACAGUUCAACUUCAUUUUUUGGUGUUUACGAUGGUCAUGGAGGUAAAGCGGUUGCAAAGUUUUGUGCCAAGUACCUUCACCAACAGGUCCUCAAGCAUGAAGCAUUUGUAGUUGAUUUAGGAACUUCUUUACAAAAAUCUUUUCUCAGAAUGGAUGAGAUGAUGCGUGGACAAAGGGGGUGGAGAGAAUUGGCGAUCUUGGGAGAUAAAGUAGCCAGAGUUUCUGGUGUCUUAGAAGGCUUAAUAUGGUCUCCUAGAGGUAGUGAAGUUAAGAGAGGUGAAUUCAGUGACCAUGCUGAUGAAUGGUCUUCUGAAGAGGGGCCUCACUCUGAUUUUGAUGGGCCAAAUUGUGGAAGCACAGCUUGUGUUGCAGUCAUUCGAGGCAACCAAGUUGUUGUAGCAAAUGCUGGGGAUUCUCGUUGUGUGAUAUCUAGAAAGGGUCAGGCAUAUAAUUUGUCUAAAGAUCAUAAGCCUGAGUUAGAGGUUGAGAAAGAUAGGAUUCUGAAAGCUGGUGGAUUUAUCCAAGUCGGACGGAUCAAUGGGACUUUGAACUUGACCAGAGCUAUUGGAGAUGCGGAAUUCAAGCAGAACAAACAUUUGCCUGCUGAAAAGCAGAUUGUAACCGCAAAUCCAGACAUAAACACUGUCGAGCUUUGUCAUGACGACGAGUUUCUUGUUUUAGCUUGUGAUGGGAUAUGGGACUGCAUGUCUAGCCAACAACUGGUGGACUAUGUACGAGAGCAGUUAAAAGAAGAAACGAAACUCUCGGUCGUUUGCGAGAGAGUAUUUGAGAGAUGCGUGGCGCCAACUGCUGGUGGGGAGGGAUGCGACAAUAUGACGAUGAUCCUGAUUCAGUUUAAGAAACCAGUUAGCUCAAAUGCUUCAGUGAGUGACUAGUCCUUUUCAUGAGCAACCAUCUGAGACUCAAUAAAGAAGUCAUCUAAAGUGACCACCAUUUCCUGGAGUCGCGGGCUGUGGCUACCGUUAGCUUCCACACUUAAAAGGUCACUUCUCAUGACAUUCUUGUACAUAUGCAAGGUUGUUUACCAAGUAUUAUUGAGAUCGAGUAAUGUACAUGUCUCUGUUGGGAGUUUGGCUGGUGGGUGCCCCAGAUUUUUGAGUAAGGGCUUUGCCUGCUAUUCUUAUUCAAUGAUCAACAACUUGUUUCACCAUGUCCAGCUGAGCAUACAAAGAUGAAGAAAUAAAUUACAUGUUCUUAUUUU